AUGAAAUUUACUAGCUUUCUAAUCGUUUUAAUAUCCAUAACGAUAUUCUGGACAUUUGUUAAAACUGUUUCUAUUCGAAAAAGUUUAGCUAGACUUGCUGAAAAGGAUUACAAGGCAACUGAAGUAUUAAAUGAUGGGGCUGAAUCGUCGGUUAAUCCUCAAAAGCAAAAAUUUAAUGAAACGUUAAAACCAAAAUUAAAUAAUACAAAGGAUACAAAAAGAAAUAAUGGAGGAGAAAAAGUGUCUAACAGAAGUGCAUAUAAUAAAGAAUAUUACCGAAAAAAUAAAGAAAGAUUGCUUAAAUAUAGUCAAAAUUACUAUGAAAAGAAUAAGGAAAAGGUGAUUGAGCAAAAACGAAAUUAUCGGAAACAAAAUGAAGAAAAAAGAAAGGAUUAUCAGAGAAAUUACAAUCAAAAAAAUAAAGAAAGGCUAGAAAGAAAUAAGGAAGGAAAUAGUCAAUAUAUGAAAAUUUAUUAUCAAAAAAAUCGGGAAAGGCUACUGAGAAACUGUAGAUUGUAUAAACAAAAUAACAGAGAAAAGUGGAAUGAAUACAAGCGAAAAUACCGUCAAAAAAAGAAAAACAUUCACAUUCAAUCUGGUAAUAAUGAAGGAACUUCAUUUGUUAAUCCACAGACUGGUGAUUUUAGUAAUAAAGGUAAAUUAAAGAGAGUUUUGAGGAAGAAAAUAUUAAUCAAGGGGAGGAAGAAUGCAAUAAUGGCGAGGAUCGGGAAAAUCGAAUCGAGGUCGAAGAGCCAAAUAAAAUUCUUAAAGAUGGCAUAA
Messenger RNA from Meloidogyne enterolobii, 780 nucleotides. The record is from the annotation of a GenBank genome assembly. NCBI's taxonomy places the organism in Eukaryota, Metazoa, Nematoda, Chromadorea, Rhabditida, Meloidogynidae.